Rodentolepis nana is the source of this 228-nucleotide messenger RNA. The record is from the annotation of a GenBank genome assembly. Lineage: Eukaryota; Metazoa; Platyhelminthes; Cestoda; Cyclophyllidea; Hymenolepididae.
AUGCAACAGUUAUGGCAGCGUAUGAAAUUUGUUAGACAAGGCUAUUUAUCCGGUGGUGCUGGUUAUGUUGUAUCUCGUGCAGCGCUCAAGAUGAUCGCUGAGGGUAUGGAAAAGGAGGUUUCCAGCUGUCGUAAACGAGGUGGUGCUGAGGAUGUAAAUCUUGCAAGACGUCUUUCAACAAUACCAUCGGAAUACGUCCUCGUGUUCACAUUUGUUUGUCAAGGUUGA